GUAUUAAUCAUUAAGCAUUAAAAUAAUAAUUUAUUUAAAUGUAUCAGUAGUGCCAUCUAGCGGAAACUGUGAAAACUAUUUUCACUACAAACUUGGGCGUUCUGCCAUCGACGACGCCACUAGUACUUUUGUUUUUGUUUAUUUUUUUAAGCGAAUAACUUCACUACUAUGUGUUUCCUAUUUUCCAAUUUUUCUCUUUUUCUUUUAAUAUCUUUUAUUUUUCCAUUGCUUUUCUUAUGCCAUAUAGGCUUUUCGAUACUUGUAUUUGUAGCCGGCCUCAACCCAACCAUAAAAUGUUGGGGCGGACGGCCGGGAUUCGAACUUGGGCUCUCAGCGUGUGGUAGUGGUGGUAGUCGGCUACGUUACUCAUUGUUCCACUGUCCGCCCCAAACUCACUAGUAUUAUACUAAACCCCCUUCACUGAGCGGCUUAGUGAGCGAUAACUUUUCUCGAUGAAGCCUUUGUAAUUCAGAUGCAUGCUUGUUUACUAAUGUUUCAUGUUCUUUAGCAUAAAAUUGUAUUUUAUAUUUUAAUUUCAAUACGCAUUGAAAUCAUCGAUUUCUGUUUAAAAAACAUAUAAAUAUGCUUAGUAAGAAAGAGGAAAAACAGUAUGGUUUAAUUUUACCUAAAAAGCAACAACCUAUAACACCAAAAGCCAGCAAUAUAUUUGCAGAUGACGAUUCAGAUGAAGAAGAUGCUACCCAUGUCAUUAAAAAAGUUCUUAAGGCAGAGGAAGCAAAAAAUAAAAUUAAAAAACAAACCAGGUUAAAUAUGCAAAAGGCUUUAAAGGAGGACCCAACAAUAUACCAAUACGAUGAAGUGUAUGAUGACAUGGAGCGAACAAAAAGCCUGUUAAAAGAAGCUAAGGAUGAAAAGAAGAAACCAAAAUAUAUUCAAAAUCUCCUGGUGGCUGCUGAACGAAGAAAAAGAGAACAAGAACACAGAAUAGAAAGGAUGGUACAAAAAGAGCGGGAAGCUGAAGGAGCAAUGUAUGCAGACAAAGAAAGUUUUGUCACUUCUGCUUAUAGAGCAAAAUUAGAAGAAUUUAAACAACUGGAAGAAGAAGAAUCUAGAAUGGAUCGACUAGAAUCUAUUGCAGAUGUUAGGAAACAACAGGAUAUGUCAGGAUUCUAUAGACAUUUAUAUGAACAGACUGUCAAAAAUCCAGAAGAAUCAGAAAACACAGAUAAUACACAUGAAGGUAAAACCACCGAACUAGAAAGUGUGAAUAAAAAUACAAAUACAAUUGCAUCAAAUAUAGAGCAAAUUUCAACUAAAAAUACAAAAAAGAGUAGACAAUAUAGACAGAGAAUAAUGGAAGAAGACAGUGAUACAGAUAGUGAAAUUCCACAGAGGGUAGAAAGUAAAACAAAAGUUUCUAUACCUGAAAUACAUAAAAACGUUGAAAUGGAAGAUGUAGUAGAAUCUAAUAGUAAAAAAUCAAAGGAAGAAGUUGCAGGUUCUGAGCCUAGUGAAACACUAAACACAAUUGCAAUAGAAGAUACUUCAAAUAGGCAAAAUGUUCAAGAUGUCCCAGAAAAUUGUGAAAAUGAUAGUAAAGUAAAUGGACCUAAAAUUACUGCAAAAGCAAAGAUAGAGGCAGAAAAAAAAGAAAGAUCUAAAAUUUGGGAAAAAAGAACAGUUGGUCCUGUAUUUGAAGCAGCAUUACAACGAUAUUAUGCAAGAAAGUCUUUGAGAUUAUCCACUACAUAGUUGAUUUAAAAUAGGAUUUAAUUAAUUUUAUUAUUCCUUUAUAAUUGUAUUUAAAGUGUAGGGUAUACAUAUUUUUAUUACAAUAUUUGCACUGUAUAAAUUAAAAAAUAUGUAAAAGAUUUAGUAUUAAUAUAUUAAUGAAUUGUAUUAGUACAAUCCAUUCUGUACAAAUGUGUAUAAUCAAUGUAAGUGAACUGUUGUAAAGUAAUUGUAUAAAUUUGAAAUUACAAUAAAUAUAAUGUAAUGUUAGAUUGUUACUAUA
Molecule: messenger RNA, 1975 nt
Organism: Hylaeus anthracinus
Lineage: Eukaryota; Metazoa; Arthropoda; Insecta; Hymenoptera; Colletidae
Product: nuclear speckle splicing regulatory protein 1
Exons: 2
Coding region: 583-1713 (376 amino acids)
Biological process (GO): regulation of alternative mRNA splicing, via spliceosome
Source: RefSeq, a predicted model, not a curated record